Molecule: messenger RNA, 639 nt
Organism: Talaromyces rugulosus
Lineage: Eukaryota; Fungi; Ascomycota; Eurotiomycetes; Eurotiales; Trichocomaceae
Exons: 1
Coding region: 1-639 (212 amino acids)
Source: RefSeq, a predicted model, not a curated record
AUGUUGGACGCGAAUUUCAGUAGCUUAGUUUCCAGCACGAUCACUGUUCUUAAUUCUACCAAGAACGACUACAAUAAUGUCAGUGGUGACAGGCGUCUUCCAGGGGCAUUCCAUGAAGCAGGUCAAGGGCUACUUCUUAUCGAGGAAGUUUUCCAGUAUGUCAAAUCACAAACAGAUGGACGCAACAUACGUGGAGACCAUGGAGACACUAUAAGAUUGUUGGAAGCCUGCAAAGCAAAAGCAGAGUUGUCUGAGGGCAUAUUCAAGGAUGUCUCUCAAGCUCCAGAGACGGAGAGAUUCGAGUAUUAUAAAAGGGCUGUGAGACGAAAGGGUGAAUGCAAUCCUGUAGAGGUCUUGGUGAUGGGAAUGAUGAGUGACGUGUGUGACAUGGCCAAGGACGGCGCGAUUGAAGCAAUUAUGAGAACUCGCGUUAAAGUAUUACGCGAAGCGAUCGAAAAGUUGUCUAAGAUGGAGCCGUCUGUGAUAAAUGAGCAGUCGGGCAACAUUUUUUCCAGCUAUGGUUCUGGUAAUCAAUUCAAUGCCACCGGGGGUGCUCAAAACAACAACACAGGCAGUGGCAAUCAAUUCUCUGGGGCAAGCUUCAGUGGACCUGUUCAUUUCGGCAGAAAUAUGUCCUAA